This is a messenger RNA of Macadamia integrifolia, 1410 nucleotides long. Its product is annotated as aspartic proteinase CDR1-like. Gene Ontology annotation, molecular function: aspartic-type endopeptidase activity. Gene Ontology annotation, cellular component: extracellular region. Bases 5 to 1348 code for a protein of 447 amino acids. Gene Ontology annotation, biological process: proteolysis. Lineage: Eukaryota; Viridiplantae; Streptophyta; Magnoliopsida; Proteales; Proteaceae. The transcript has a single exon. The record is from RefSeq and is a predicted model, not a curated record.
AAUCAUGGUUGCUAAUUAUUUUAGUUCUUGUUCAACCAUUCCUGCUCUAGUCAUCAUCGUCUUCUUCUCUAUUUACCUUUCCACCUUUUCCCUAGUUGAAGCUGGUGAUAAUGGUGGUGGGUUCAGUGUCGAUAUUAUCCACCGGGAUUCGAUUCUCUCUCCCUCUUACGACCCAUCGGUGACUCAUUUCGAGCGUCUGCAGAAUGCGUUCCAUCGAUCAGUGUCCCGUGUCAACAAUUUCAUGCUGUCCUUAGUCUCACCAUCUCAAGUUUCAACUCUGAUUCUCCCAGCUAAUGAUGGUUCAUAUCUCAUGGAAAUAUCAUUUGGUACUCCACCAGUGAAGAACCUUGCAAUUGUUGAUACAGGUAGUGAUCUUAUAUGGAUACAAUGCAAGCAUUGCCAAAACUGUUACAAACAAAAAGCUCCUCUAUUUGAUCCUACCAAAUCAUCAACCUAUCAAGAUCUAUCAUGCAAUUCAAAACAAUGUAAUCUGAUAGGUGAAGGAUGUUCACCUAAAAGUAAUUCUUGUAAUUACACUUAUGGUUAUGUAGACAAAUCAUUCACUAAUGGUAUUCUUGCUACUGAGACAUUCACAUUGGGUUCCACUAGUGGCAGAUCAGUCCCCUUGCCAGAGAAAAUCUUUGGUUGUGGACACAACAACCAUGUCACCUUCAGUGAGGAAGAAUCUGGUCUAGUUGGCCUAGGAGGGGGUCCUCUAUCACUGAUUUCGCAACUGAAAUCAUCUAUUGGUGGAAAGUUCUCCUACUGCUUGGUCCCUUUAGGAAAGGGAAAUGUCACAAGCACAUUGAAUUUUGGUAGUCAAGCUGCUGUUUCUGGUGAUGAUGUGGUCUCGACUCCCUUGGUUUCAAUGGAUUUGGCUACUUUUUACUAUGUGACCCUUAAAGGAAUUAGUAUAGGAAACAAGAGAUUGGCAUACAAGAAUUUAUUGAAGCCUAAUGCUUCUGAUGAGGGAAACAUCAUCCUUGAUUCAGGUACAACAUUCACAUUUCUCCAAUCUGAUUUCUACUAUAAUCUCGAAUCGGAAGUGAAGAAAUCGAUUGAUGGUGAAAGUGUUUCGGACCCUUCAAGGACAUAUAGAUUAUGCUACAAAGCUGAUACUAAUGUCAAUGUUUCAAUGACUGCCCAUUUUUCUGGUGCUGAUGUGAAGUUGAAAGAGCUGAAUACUUUUGUUAGGAUAUCUGAAGAACUUGUAUGCUUUGCUUUUAUCCCUUUACCUUUAGGUUAUCCGAGUGUCUUUGGGAGCAUAGCUCAAAUGGAUUUCUUGGUUGGUUAUGAUCUUGAAGAAAGUAAGGUCUACUUCAAGCCAGUUGAUUGCUCCAUGCAUUAGCUUCGGGUAUUGAAAAUAUCAUAGAUAUGUGUCUGUAGAACUCUAUGUUUAUGAUGAUGUCA